Molecule: messenger RNA, 1556 nt
Organism: Cicer arietinum (chickpea)
Lineage: Eukaryota; Viridiplantae; Streptophyta; Magnoliopsida; Fabales; Fabaceae
Biological process (GO): regulation of DNA-templated transcription
Cellular component (GO): histone deacetylase complex
Molecular function (GO): transcription coregulator activity; protein binding
Source: RefSeq, a predicted model, not a curated record
CUAAAACAAACCCAGCAAAAUAUUCAAUCGGCGUUGCAUGAAUCAUCUUCACAUUAAUAUCUUUGGGCAUAUAAUCCGUUUCAAACUACGUAAUUUCCCGUCUUAUUUAUUUAUUUAUUUAUUUAUUUUUCUCUCUAUUAUGUCACGAAACCACCAAGAAGCAAAAAUGCAUUGUUCCCAGAAUCACUUCUCUCUCUCUCUCUCUCUCCGAACGCAUGAUUAAAGAGGCCACCCUCCCCAUAUGACGUGUCACUCAUUGAUUGGUUCAUUACCUCUCGUCGGGAUUCAUACCAACACACCAAUAAACGAUACCAGUCACUCUCACACACACUACUCAUUUUCUCUCUCUACCAAAAAACUUUCCCUCACUUCCUCUCACAAUCUGUGUUUUUCUCGCUUCACAAAUUCCCCCAAUUUCCUCCUCUUUUCUACCUCCUUUUCUCCUGAAAUUCGCACGUUCGUAACCGGCAAUGCACGAUCUUCCUUAAGAAUGCAAUUUUGAUAUUCGAUUUUUUCGGAAAUGCUUAUUGAAGCAAUGGAGAGUUCAGUGAAUGGUGGAUUCUCUCAUUUGCAGAGUGGUGAUAGUAGUGAAGAAGAGCUUUCUGUGCUGCCACGUCAUACCAAAGUUGUUGUUACCGGAAAUAACCGUACCAAAUCGGUACUCGUUGGUCUUCAAGGUGUCGUUAAGAAAGCCGUUGGAUUAGGUGGAUGGCAUUGGCUGGUUCUUACGAAUGGUAUUGAAGUGAAGCUACAGAGGAAUGCUCUUAGUGUGAUUGAAGCACCCACUGGUAACGAAGAAGACGAUGACCUUGAAUUUGAUAAUGUGCAAUGGAAUGGAUCAGAUUUGGCAUCGGACGACACACACAAAUCCCACAAAUCGAGGCACAGAAUGCAUAGAUCAUUGGGAUCAUGUCACAAGACCAUGAGUAGGUCCUUCUCUGGUGAUUCACAGUCUAAGGGGUCCGUUUCUAUGCCUCAUGGGUCCACGAAGGUUGACUUGAGCAAACUUGAAAUGGCUGCAUUGUGGAGAUAUUGGCGACAUUUUAAUCUUGUGGAUGUUGUCCCUAAUCCAUCAAAAGAGCAGCUAGUAGAUGUUGUUCAGAGGCAUUUCAUGUCCCAGCAAUUGGACGAGUUGCAGGUAAUUGUGGGUUUUGUCAAAGCUGCAAAGAGGCUCAAGACGACUAUGUGCAAAUGAGAUUGGAAUGACGCGAGAAAUGAUGAAACACAUUAAGUUAUAUUGCUGUCUAUGCUAACAAAGAUAAUGUAUCUAGUUUUCACUUCCCUUCGUACUAUGUAACAUAUUAAUCGGGGAUUUCUAUCUUUUCUGGUAUAGUAGUAGGUUAAUAGUUUGAGGUUUAUAGAGGUACUUACUCUUCCGUGACCAGUUAUUAUGUAGAUAUAUGUGACCUUGAAACUGGAUCAUUAGGGAAGUCUUCAAGGCUUUCUUUUCAAAGUUUGAUUCAAUGUAUUGCUGACCUGGGAAGUGGGAUUUUAGAGACCUUGUAAUGUAUAUAUAAAUAUUUUAGUUUCUCCUCAGAUGAAUUCUUCAAUGUUCA